Colletes gigas is the source of this 1658-nucleotide messenger RNA. It is a transcript of the gene Teh2, whose product is annotated as protein tipE. Gene Ontology annotation, biological process: regulation of sodium ion transport. The transcript has 4 exons. Bases 668 to 1429 code for a protein of 253 amino acids. NCBI's taxonomy places the organism in Eukaryota, Metazoa, Arthropoda, Insecta, Hymenoptera, Colletidae. Gene Ontology annotation, molecular function: sodium channel regulator activity. The record is from RefSeq and is a predicted model, not a curated record.
UAUUUGUCUCCUGCUGACAGGGAGAUCCUGAAUUUGGGCUCAAAGAUUCUUUCGGAUACGGACAGUAACGAGAAACAAAAACAGGAACAAGACAAUUCGGCGUCUUUUACACGUGACAUUCGUCGGUAGCUUUUAAGUGUCCCCCUUCUGAUUGAUUCGCCGUGACCGUAGAUAAGGAACGUUACUACACGAUAGCUCUACGUAUCGAGGCUAUGCAAAUAUUAUAACUACAUGUACACAAGAUACACUUUGGGAUUCGAAGGACGUGCCUUGCUGGGUAUAUGAUCGAUCGGGACCGAUCUCUGCACCAACAGGCCUAUCGAGGCCUCUCACGAUUUCUCGCUUUGCUUCGUAACUCUUCUGAAAGUAUUUCAACUUUAAGCUUACUCUACGAUUAAUUUAAAGAAGACGUUCGGAACAUCGGAGCUCGACGUCGGCCUACGGUACCGAGGAAUAAUUCGUUCAAAGAUUUCUUUAAAUUACAUUCGAGAAACUGCAUUGAACGAUUGGAAGAACAGAAAAGUAAUUUCGUCGAUAUCGAGGACGAAAGGAGGUAGACGUUUGGUCUCUGCGCUUUGAAAGCAGAGGAAAGUUUUACUCGGUGAAAGUAGGGUCCAAGCGACCCACAAAAGCAGCAACCAUUGAGUCCGACGAGUCAACGGUGAUCAUGGGUGCCCAGGAAGAGGACUCCAAGUCCAGCACCAUGGGCGGAGGGGUUCUACCAGUGGUAGAAGUCCAAUCUCUGGUAGAGAAGGCCAAAUUCUACACGUCUCUCUGCCUGGGCACCACAGCUAUCCUUGCCGUUUUCGCUUUUCUCUUUCUAAUCCCUUUCGUCGUCGAGCCGGCGAUUUCCACCAUUUUGUCAGACUUCUCUCCUCAUGCUGUGGCCUGCGUUGUCACCGAUCACGUUUACGCCGAGGGACUGAAAAACUGUUCUUGGGCAAGCUGUAGAGAAGGUUGCACCAGUGCCGCUCUCCGUUGCCACCAGAUCAGAGUCAACUACACGAGGCUGACGUUCGAGGAAUUUAUGGCAAAACCACUCGGUUCUAUUCCCUGGGACGUCUCGGACACGAAAUUCUUCGUGAACACGGAGGGCUGCGGUUACCCGCCCAGAGUGAACUGUUCCAUCUUCGCGAAGAAGUACGGAAAGGCGAACAUGGGGAAAAUAUUCCCCUGCUAUUACAGCAGGACACACCCAGAGACUGUCGUUGCGAGAUAUUCCUGGGAUGAGAAUUUGAGGCAUUUAGUGCUGGCCUUGGUGGUGCCUAUAGUUCUUUUCGCAGUAUCUCUUUGUGUACUGUGCUAUUGGUACUGCCCACCAAUGGGCAAGACUUGCGGAGGACCAGGCCGUAACCUUAUUGACAAGUACGCCAGAAAGGAAGACAUCCUGGAAGAGGACGAGUUCGAAGAGGACGAGGAAGAAUACUGACUGCUACCAAGGGCUCACCCCCCAGCGCGGGAGUGACGCCGAAGAAACUAUUGAAAGUCUCCAGCGUACUUUACGUUCUAAAUUUAAGCGAUCGUUCAGAAGCAAUAGCAGCGCUAGGGGAAUUUCAGCAACAGAGAAUGAAAGAUGCAAUUCGUUCGUAACUUCAACGCGACUGAUUUAUUUCAAAUCACGCUAUUUCUAUCGAUAAUAUCGCGUCGAUGAAACUUAC